AUGUUAGAAAAAAGAAAAGACAAAGGAGGAAAAAGGGAACAUUCAUUGUCAAUUGAGAAGGCCCAUUGUGCUGUUCUACAUACAGGUAACUACGGAGUAGUACCUAAGGUAAUUACCCAGACGCUAAGACCCCAGGAACCAGUUAUUGAUAUUACCAUGGCGGGGACAAGAAACUAUGAUUUCUUGAUCAAGUUGUUACUCAUUGGUGAUUCUGGUGUAGGCAAAUCAUGCUGCCUGCUCCGCUUCAGUGAGGACUCCUUCACACCAUCGUUCAUUACUACCAUCGGGAUCGACUUUAAAAUCCGCACAAUUGAACUGGAUGGUAAGCGUGUGAAGCUGCAAAUAUGGGAUACUGCAGGGCAAGAGAGAUUCAGAACCAUCACAACUGCCUAUUAUAGAGGAGCAAUGGGCAUACUCCUUGUGUAUGAUGUCACAGACGAACGUUCGUUUAACAUGCUGAUCAGGGUUUAUUCUCAAGACAUCCGGACCUGGUUCUCAAAUGUCGAGCAGCACGCAAGCGAGGGCGUUCACAAAAUUCUUAUCGGCAACAAAUGUGACUGGGAAGAAAAGCGAGCAGUGUCAACUGAACAAGGUCAGCGGCUCGCUGAUGAGCUUGGUAUCCCUUUUCUCGAAGUCUCAGCCAAGAAUAAUAUCAAUGUCGACAAGGCUUUCUACAGUCUCGCCUCGGAAAUCAAGAAGGUCAUGGAUACGUCAAAAUCGGAACAAGCUGGCGCUCAGGGAGUCAGUAUAGAUCAGCAUGGCAGUGGCGCGAACGGCAAUUUCGGGGGCAAGUGCUGUUGA
Rasamsonia emersonii CBS 393.64 is the source of this 801-nucleotide messenger RNA. Its product is annotated as dGTPase. Gene Ontology annotation, biological process: protein localization to plasma membrane; protein secretion; regulation of exocytosis. Gene Ontology annotation, molecular function: GTPase activity; GTP binding. Gene Ontology annotation, cellular component: plasma membrane; endosome. The record is from RefSeq and is a predicted model, not a curated record. The transcript is spliced from 6 exons. Lineage: Eukaryota; Fungi; Ascomycota; Eurotiomycetes; Eurotiales; Trichocomaceae. The coding region runs from base 1 to 801 and encodes 266 amino acids.